AUGUCGCUCCACUCGACGCGCAAUGUCGACAUGGGCAAGCAAGAGACGGAGUUGGCCAUCAACAUCCGCAAGGCCACCACUAUCGAGGAGACGGCUCCGAAGCGAAAACACGUUCGAGCAUGCAUUGUCUACACCUACGACCACCGCAGUUCGCAGUCCUUCUGGGCUGGCAUGAAGGUUCAACCCAUCAUGGCCGACGAAAUCCAGACCUUCAAGGCUCUCAUUACCAUCCACAAGGUCCUGCAGGAAGGCCAUCCCAUCGUUCUGAAAGAGGCUCAGGCACACAUCGGCUGGCUGGAAAGUCUGUCGCGUGGCGUCGCAGGUGGUGAUGGCAUGAAGGGAUACGGCUCUCUGAUCUCUGAAUAUGUUUACUACUUGAUCGCAAAGCUCAACUUCCACAGAAACCAUCCCGAGUUCAAUGGAACAUUCGAAUACGAGGAGUACAUCAGUUUGAAGUCAAUUAACGACCCAAACGAAGGAUACGAGACCAUCUCCGACCUUAUGAACCUCCAGGAUCAGAUUGAGACAUUCCAGAAGCUCGUUUUUGCUAACUUUAGAGGCGGGCUGAACAACGAGUGCAAGAUCUCAUGUCUGGUACCCUUGGUACAGGAAAGCUAUGGAAUCUACAAGUUCAUCACCAGCAUGCUGCGUGCCAUGCAUACCGCUCUCGGAGACGACGAAGUCCUCGCACCUCUCCGCGGACGUUACGAUGCCCAACACUACCGCCUGGUCAAGUUCUACUACGAGUGCUCAAACUUGCGCUACUUGACCAGUCUGAUUACAAUUCCCAAGCUGCCGCAGGAUCCGCCAAACCUCCUCGGCGACGACGAGGACAGGCCCGCUCUCCCUGCCAGACCCAAGAAUGAACCUGUCACCAAACCCGCCGAUACACCUCCGCGCCAGCCUUCUGUAGAUCCCGAACCGAUCAACGAGUUCUGGAAGAACGAGCAAGCUCGUCAGCAAGAAGAGUAUGAGGCAGAGCAAAGAAGGCUGCAGGCACAAUGGGACGAGGCUCAAAGACAACAGCAACAGGCUUCUCUGCAGGCUCAGAGAGAUUUCGAAGAACAACAAAGACUACAAGCCGAACAGCAGAGAUUGGCCCAAGAGCAGUUGAUGCGCGAUCAGUACUCGCAACAAACUCAGGGCAGAAUGGCUGAACUGGAGCGUGAGAAUCUCAAUGCGCGCGCACAGUACGAACGCGAUCAGCUCAUGCUUGAGCAAUACGACAGACGCAUGAAGGCUCUCGAGGGAGAACUACAGCAGUUACAAGUCAACUUUGGCCAACAAAACGCCUCCAAGGACGAACAGAUCCGUGCUUUGCAGGAGCAGAUCAACACCUGGAGGACCAAGUACGAGGCUCUGGCUAAGCUUUACUCUCAGCUGCGUCACGAACAUCUCGAGCUUCUUCAGAAGUUCAAGGGUGUUCAACUCAAGGCGGCUUCGGCCCAAGAAGCCAUUGACAGAAGAGAAAAGCUGGAGAGAGAACUCAAGACCAAGAACCUGGAGCUUGCCGACAUGAUUCGCGAGAGAGAUCGUGCUCUUCAUGAUAAGGACCGCUCAACUGGCGGCCACAAGGACGACCUUGAGAAACUUAGACGCGAGCUGCGCUUUGCUCUUGAUAAGGCAGAAAAUGCAGAGAGAUCAAAGGGUUCCGAGCUUUCUUCCCUUCUUUCCAGGCACAACAGAGAGAUUGCAGAUCUCGAGGAGGCCCUGCGCAACAAGACAAGAGCUCUGGAUGAUGCUCAGAACAAGUACGGCGAGCAAGAUUCUGAUCUUGAGAGACUUCUCCGCGAGAAGGAGGAUGAGCUCGAGAUCUUCAAGGCUGGCAUGGACCAGACACUGUUGGAGCUGAAUGAACUCCGCAACGGACAGGGUGAGACAGACCAAGCCCUUGACGAGCAGAUUGACACUCUGCUUCUUGACAGUGUUCGCAAGAUCACUGACAUUAUUGAUUCCGUGCUCCAAAGCGGUGUCCAGCGUGUCGACGACGCUCUCUACGAGUUGGAUUCCACCAUGCAAGCAGGAAACCAAAGUGCUUCUGGUGCCUUUGUUUUGUCGACCAUCGAGAAGGCUGCAUCGAGUGCGAUGGAGUUCUCGACUGCCUUCAACAAUUUCAUUGCCGAUGGACCCAACAGCACUCAUGCCGAAGUCAUCCGCACUGUUCACACUUUCUCCAACUCUGUCGCGGAUGUCCUUUCCAACACCAAGGGACUGACUAGAUUUGCUUCUGAUGAGAAGAAGGCUGAUCAGCUGGUGAAUGCUGCACGCCAAUCGGCACUCAGCACUCUCAGCUUCUUCCGCUCUAUUCAGAGCUACCGUCUUGACGGACUGGAUGAUCUGCAGAAGACUGAUGUCGUCAUCAACAAGAACAACGAGGUUCAGAUUAACCUGAACAGCUUGUCUAAGAUUGCUGAUGCAUUCGCUCCCAAGCACAAGAUUACCUCUGCUUCCGGCGAUCUUGGUGAUCUCGUUGAUCGCGAGAUGGCCAACGCCGCCAAAGCAAUUGAAGCAGCUACUGACCGUCUUACUGCAUUGAUGAACAAGUCCAGAGAUGGAUACUCAACCUACGAGCUCAAGAUUCACGACGCCAUCCUCGGCGCUGCUAUUGCAGUGACCAACGCCAUCGCGAAACUGAUCAAAGCGGCCACCGACUCUCAACAGGAGAUUGUUAAGGAAGGCCGUGGAUCUUCCAUGUCCAAAUCCAAUUUCUAUAAGAAAAAUAAUAGAUGGACAGAAGGCCUCAUCUCUGCUGCAAAAGCUGUCGCUAACAGCACGAAUCUGCUCAUCGAGACUGCAGAUGGUGUGAUUGGAGGUCGUAACUCACCCGAGCAACUGAUCGUUGCAUCCAACGAUGUAGCAGCAUCUACUGCUCAGCUGGUCGCUGCCAGUAGAGUCAAGGCCAGCUUCAUGAGCAAGACUCAAGAGAGACUGGAAGACGCCAGCAAGGCUGUCACCACUGCAUGCCGCAGUCUCGUCAAGCAAGUCCAGGCAAUCAUUGACGCUCGUGCCAAUGGCGAAGAACUCAUUGACUACUCCAAGCUGUCAAAGCACGAGUUCAACAGAUCACACAUGGAGAAGCAAGUCGAGAUCCUGCAGCUCGAGAACGCACUUGGCAGAGCACGAAAAGAUUUGGGCGAGAUGCGCAAGCUCGCUUACCAGGAGGAUGAGGAAUGA
Molecule: messenger RNA, 3174 nt
Organism: Aureobasidium namibiae CBS 147.97
Lineage: Eukaryota; Fungi; Ascomycota; Dothideomycetes; Dothideales; Saccotheciaceae
Product: SLA2 Src like adaptor 2
Exons: 10
Coding region: 1-3174 (1057 amino acids)
Biological process (GO): clathrin coat assembly; endocytosis; actin filament organization
Cellular component (GO): actin cortical patch; clathrin-coated vesicle
Molecular function (GO): actin filament binding; clathrin-cargo adaptor activity; phosphatidylinositol-3,5-bisphosphate binding
Source: RefSeq, a predicted model, not a curated record